Messenger RNA from Phasianus colchicus (ring-necked pheasant), 3931 nucleotides. The record is from RefSeq and is a predicted model, not a curated record. NCBI's taxonomy places the organism in Eukaryota, Metazoa, Chordata, Aves, Galliformes, Phasianidae.
GUGGGGGGGGGGCGGCGGCGGCGGGAGCCCCUCGUGGUGAAGUUGACGCAACGGCCUAAGAAUAGCGCGGGGCGGGGCGGCUCCGUGCACCGGCCGGGCGGGGCCUUCCACGUUUCCUCAGCUCCCCCCCGGUUCGGUUUCAGCUCCGGAAAGGUCCCGAAGCGCAGCUCGGUAACUUCGGAUCUGCCCCGCACGGAGCUCCGCAGCGAACGGAGGGGAGCGGGACGGAGCGUCCCGACUGCUGCAUAAAUGCUUUCUCUGAAGAAAUACUUCACGGAAGGCCUCAUCCAGUUCACCAUCCUGCUCAGCCUGAUCGGCGUUCGCGUGGACGUGGACACCUACCUGAACUCCCAGCUCCCUCCUCUCCGAGAGAUCAUUCUUGGCCAGAGUUCUGCGUACACCCAGACCCAAUUUCACAACCUCCGCAACACCUUGGACGGGUAUGGCAUCCACCCAAAGAGCGUAGACCUGGACUAUUACUUCACUGCUCGCAGGCUGCUUAACCAGGUGAGGGCACUGGACAGAUUUCAAGUGCCCAGCACUGAAGUCAGUGCCUGGUUGGUGCAUCGUGACCCCGAAGGCUCCGUGUCCGGCACCCAGCCCAGCGCUGGCAUCGCCCUCGAGAACGGCGGUGGUCUGCAGGAUGGGAACGGUCCUGAUGGUGCUGUGAGGGAGAACGGGGCUGAGCAGGGCUUUGGGGAAGAGCUGGAGGACCUGGGAGCUGUGGCUGCCCCAGUGAACGGGGACCUGACCAAAGAGGACAUCGAUUUGAUUGACAUCCUGUGGAGACAGGACAUCGAUCUGGGCGCCGGGAGAGAGAUUUUUGACUACAGCCACCGGCAGAAAGAGAGCGAAGUGGACAAAGAGCUGAGCGAUGGGAGGGAGCGCGGGGACGGCUGGAGGAGCGCGGGAGGACAGGUCACCAAUAGGAACCUGCUAGUGGAUGGCGAGACCGGGGAGAGCUUCCCUGCGCAGGUGCCUGGCGUGGAGGAUCAGACGGCCCUGUCCCUGGAGGAGUGCCUUAGGCUGCUGGAGGCCACCUUCCCUUUUGGGGAGAACUCGGAGUUUCCAGCUGCAGAUGUCUCCACCCUAAGCGAAGCUGUGCCCAGCGAGAGCCGGCCUGCGGGCAUCCAGAGCAGCCUGCUGUCUCCUCUCCUCCCAGAGGCUGAGUCGCCCUUCGAUCUGGAGCAGCAGUGGCAGGACCUCAUGUCUAUCAUGGAAAUGCAGGCUAUGGAAGUGAACAGCACGACCGCUGAAACCCUUUACAACGGCACAAGCGGAGACCUGCUGACUUCUAACUACAACCUCGCCCCAAACACUCCCAUCAAUCAGAAUGUCAGCCUGCAUCAGGCCUCUCUGGGCAGCUGCUCACAGGACUUCUCCCUCUUCAGCUCUGAAAUUGAAAGCCCUUCCAUGGGUGGCAGCUCAGCGCUGCUGCAACUGACGCCGGAUAACUCCACUGGCCUCAACACCACCUUCAGCUCCACCAACUUCAGUGGGAUCUUCUUCCCCCCACAGCUGAACAGUACGGUGAAUGAGACGGCGGGCCCUGAGCUGCCGGACCCGCUGGGCGGCCUUCUUGAUGAAGCCAUGCUUGAUGAGAUCAGCUUGAUGGAUUUGGCCAUCGAAGAAGGAUUCAACCCAGUGCAGGCCUCGCAGCUGGAAGAGGAGUUUGAUUCUGACUCAGGUCUUUCUCUGGAUUCUGGCCACAGUCCUGCUUCCCUUAGCAGCUCAGAAGCCUCUUCCUCUUCUUCUUCCUCCUCUUCCUCCUCCUCCUCCUCUUCCUCUUCCUCCUCAUUUUCUGAGGAAGGAGCUGUCGGCUACAGCUCAGACUCUGAAAACGUGGACUUUGAAGAAGCGGAAGGGGCGGUUGGGUACCAGCCUGAGUACAGCAAGUUCUGCCGCAUGAGCUACCAGGACCCGUCGCAGCUCCACUACUUGCCUUACCUGGAGCACGUGGGCCACAACCACACCUACAACAUGGCACCGGGGACCCUGGAUCCCGAGGAGCCCAAGCUGCCCAGCGUGGGGAAGAAGAGCAGCAAGGAGAAACCAUCCGAGUUCCUGGAUAAGCAGAUGAGCAGGGAUGAGCAUCGAGCCAGAGCCAUGAAGAUCCCUUUCACCAACGACAAGAUCAUCAACCUGCCCGUGGAGGAGUUCAAUGAACUGCUCUCCAAGUACCAGCUCAGCGAGGCGCAGCUGAGCCUCAUCCGAGACAUCAGGAGGCGAGGCAAGAACAAGAUGGCUGCCCAGAACUGCCGCAAGAGGAAGCUGGACACCAUCCUGAACCUGGAACGCGACGUGGAGGACUUGCAGAGGGACAAGUCCAAACUGCUCAGGGAGAAGGUGGAGUUCCUCAAGUCCAUCCGCCAAAUGAAGCAGAAGGUGCAGAACCUCUACCAGGAGGUGUUCGGCCGGCUGCGGGAUGAGAACGGCCAGCCCUACUCCCCCAAUCAGUACGCCCUGCAGUACGCCAGCGACGGCAGCGUCAUCUUGAUACCUCGCACCUUGGCUGACCAGCAGGCCAGGAGGCAGGAGAGGAAACAGAAGGACCGCAGGAAGUGAGGGAGGCACGCGGGAGGAGUGGGAGAAUCGCUCAAGGUAGAACUGGAGAAGGGCUGAGCCUGGAAGUGCUUAGAGGAACUUUCAUGCCUUCUUAUCCAAUAUAUCUUCUCAAACGUGACUGCUGCCGGUCAGUGUACAGGAGGGACUGCGGCCGAGCGCUCCCUGUGGGGAGGGACGGGGAGGAGCGGACAGUGCACUGGCGAGCCCAGCACCUUCCACAGCCUGGAAUCCUUUGAGCGCAGGAAAUCAGCUGGCAUCACUGGUGGGGAGAUGAGCGGAGGUGGAAAAACUACUGUUAGGAACUGGCUUUAAAUAAGAAAAGAGAUUUAAGCAAAUGAACUUUAAAACCAAGCGAUAGGAGAGACAUUUUUCUGAACUUCCAAAGUUCUGUGAUUUCAGGUAGUUGUUUUUUUUUUUGUUGUUUUUUUCCUGUUUUUUUUUUUUUUAAUUUUUUUUUCUUUUUUUUUUUUUUUCCCGAACCAGUUUUGACAUCAGUGUGUGUGAUUCAACCCGACUUAAUUCCAGAUUAGCCACCAUCCCUUUCUAGAUCAGACCAGUGCACACAUGGCAACACGAGUGGUGCGGCCUUCCAUUAACCCUUCCAGCUCUGAGGAAGCUUGCGGAGGGCUGUGCUGCCUUGGGGCCUGGAGCUGGAGCUCUGGAGUGGGUUUGAAGGGGGGGGGGGUGGAACUGGGAAGGGUUAACAGGAGCUGUGCAUCCCCACCACACUCACUGAGCAUGUCACUGCCGCGCAGGGCCGCUGUCGAGGAGGGCACUCAGCAGCCUGCAUGCAGCCGCUGUCUUCUCCUACUGACUGGCUGAGAAAGCUUUGGGGGCCACGGGGUGGGUGUGCAGCAGCAGGGACAGCACGCAGAGCCGUGGGCUUGUCACUUAUAGAACUAGACAUCUGUUAGGAUUCCUGUUUCUUAACCGUGCUUUGAUUUGAUUUUAUUUUUUUUUUAGGGCUUCAGCCCUGUUUUCCCUAUAGGGUCUAGAGUGCUUGUGUUGAGUAAAAGGGAGAAGCCCGAACGUUCAAAGCUGCUAAUUGUUCUCUUUGCCAUAAAGAUUCAGUGUAACCGUGUGAUCACAUUAUAGGAUUCUCUUCUGUCCCUAGGUGUUGGUCUGACUUCCUUUGUUUUAAGGAGGGGGGUGGGGGUAGUGCCUUGAUCACUGUUGGUCUCCUCCAUGGAGACGAUCCUAGAAGCUGUAUUUACAAUAUAGCACAGCUGGGAGUGACUUUACCAGCAACUGAAUAGCUUAAAAUGGCUUUCCUAGCCAGUCCUGUGCAUGUGAUACGGGCUGAGGGUGUAGCACUGAGGGGGACGGCGCUGAGGAGGUGCGGGCAGCAGCUCUGCAGGGAACCCAG